Mangifera indica (mango) is the source of this 1858-nucleotide messenger RNA. RefSeq names its product alanine--glyoxylate aminotransferase 2 homolog 1, mitochondrial-like. Gene Ontology annotation, molecular function: pyridoxal phosphate binding; L-alanine:glyoxylate transaminase activity. The record is from RefSeq and is a predicted model, not a curated record. Gene Ontology annotation, cellular component: mitochondrion. The transcript is spliced from 9 exons. The coding region runs from base 308 to 1744 and encodes 478 amino acids. NCBI's taxonomy places the organism in Eukaryota, Viridiplantae, Streptophyta, Magnoliopsida, Sapindales, Anacardiaceae. Gene Ontology annotation, biological process: glyoxylate catabolic process.
UUCUGGGAGUCUUUGAGAACAAACAAAUAAUUUUUGAUUAUUUCAAUUUUGCCUUGUAAACAGCAUCACCAAUUAACAUCAAAGUAUUAGUGUUUUUUCAAUAUAUAAAAUCGAAAUCCCCUGCUUCUUAAUUAAUUUAGUUGAAUGAGUCUACCAAGAAUCAACUCACCGAGUUUUCAGUAUCUGCUCAUUCUUCACUGAACGCAACACACACAACUCAACCUUAUCACUUGACCGGCGCCAAUCCACCAAAUUUAUUUAUAUUCCUUGGACCCUUUUGGCUGUGCUUUAGGAGACUGGGGUUUUAAUGGCGUUUUUGCAGAGGCAAAUUUUGAAGAGGAAAUUGGGGCUUUAUGGGAACUGUAGAAGGAGUCUCUGCAGUUCGCUCUCUGCUGUUCCUAGUGAUGAUAAUUCUUCUUCCUUGCCGCCCCAGUUGCCGCCCUUUGAUUAUCAGCCUAAGCCUUACUUGGGUCCUUCUGCUGAUCAAGUUCUUGAGAAAAGAAAGCGCUUUUUGGGUCCCUCUCUGUUUUAUUACUAUCAAAAGCCUCUCAAUAUUGUUGAAGGUAAAAUGCAAUAUUUGUUUGACGAGAGUGGAAAGCGGUACCUGGAUGCUUUUGCUGGAAUAGUUACUGUGUCUUGUGGGCAUUGCCACCCUGAUAUCUUGAAUGCUAUUACAGAGCAAAACAAUCUUCUUCAGCAUGCAACAACUAUAUACUUACACCACGCUAUAGCUGACUUUGCUGAGGCAUUGGCAUCAAAAAUGCCUGGAAACCUAAAGGUUGUGUAUUUUGUCAAUUCUGGGACAGAAGCAAAUGAACUAGCAAUGUUGAUGGCAAGACUUUACAGUGGUAAUCUUGGCAUGAUUGCCCUAAGAAAUGCUUAUCAUGGUGGAAGCUCCAAUACAAUUGGACUGACUGCCCUAAAUACGUGGAAGUACCCCAUACCACAGGGUGAAAUCCAUCAUGUUGUAAAUCCAGAUCCAUACCGUGGAGUCUUUGGCUCAAAUGGUGCCCUUUAUGCCAAAGAUGUACAAGAUCACAUUGAUUUUGGAAGUUCAGGAAAAGUUGCUGGUUUUAUUGCUGAAACCAUUCAGGGAGUUGGUGGAGCAGUAGAAUUGGCCCCUGGAUACUUAAAACAUGUUUAUGACAUUGUGCGUAACGCUGGUGGUGUCUGCAUUGCUGAUGAAGUGCAAACUGGAUUUGGUCGCACUGGAAGCCACUACUGGGGCUUUGAGACACAAGGUGUCAUUCCUGACAUAGUUACCAUGGCAAAGGGAAUUGGCAAUGGUUUGCCAUUGGGAGCUGUAGUGACAACACCAGAAAUAGCUAGUGUAAUGGCUCAGAAGAUUCAGUUCAACACUUUUGGUGGAAACCCAGUAUGUUCUGUUGGUGGGCUUGCAGUGCUCAGGGUUAUUGAUAAGGAGAAGCGUCAAGCGCAUUGUGCAGAUGUUGGUUCUCACCUGAUUGGCCGCUUGAGAGCUCUACAAGAGAGACAUGAUAUCAUUGGAGAUGUGAGAGGGAGAGGCCUCAUGGUGGGGGUAGAACUAGUGACUGACAGGAACAAGAAGACACCUGCCAAGGCUGAAACUGCAGUCUUGUUUGAGAAACUCAGAGAGCUCGGUGUUCUCCUUGGUAAAGGUGGGCUGCAUGGAAAUGUUUUCAGAAUCAAGCCACCGAUGUGUUUUACCAAAGAUGAUGCAGAUUUUCUUGUUGAUGCUAUGGAAUAUGCAAUGUCAAAAUUGUAAGUAUCUAUCUGUUAAGACUGCGGGAAAUUACGUAACUCUUAUAAAUCCUCUGGACAUCAAACUCUUCAAAGAGCUUAUUCUCAAUAAUAAUAUCAAGCAAGUUCCCAACCAAAA